AUGACAAACCCUCCAAGUCUUCUUUUAGCCAUAGCACUUUUGGUGCUAUUAUUCUCAAAGCCUUCUCUUACAGUCUUUGUAAGCAUUGAUUGUGGAUCCUCUGAAUCUGUCACUGAUGAAAAUAAUAUAAGAUGGACUGGGGAUGAUGCCUACAUUCAACAUGGUGAGUCUAUUCAAGUCUAUUCAGGUUCUAACCCUUUGAGCACUCUGAGGGUGUUUCCAACUAGAAAGAAGAACUGUUAUUCCAUCAGAGUUAAAAAAGGAGAAAAAGUUCUUACUAGAGCAAGCUUUUACUAUGGGAAUUAUGACAAUAAAUUAUCUCCACCCAUCUUUGAUCUUCAGUUUGAUGGUAACUACUGGGCCACUGUCAACACCUCAAGUAGUUAUGAUUAUGUUGAUUAUGAAGCAAUAUAUGUAACCAAAGGAAACUUAACCAGCAUAUGUGUUGCUCAAACAAAGCCUAACCAGCUUCCAUUCAUAUCAUCCCUUGAAGUACGCAGCUUGGACACUACAAUGUACAGUCAUGUUGAUUCCAAUCAUGCAUUGUUUUUGCAAUGGAGAUAUGCUCUUGGUGGAAAUCAGACUAUCAGGUACCCGGAUGACGCUUUUGAUAGAAUAUGGCUGCCAGCAUUUGGUAUAGCACUUUCUGAAGUCAAAAGUGAGGCAUCACGAGUUGACAUUAGUACAGCAGAAGAUCAUCCACCACAAGCUGCACUGCAAAAUGCCAUUAUUUCCUCGAGCACUAAUGAAUUCAUGCAGUUUAUCAAUAGGCUUCCCAAUGAGGAACUUCCCAUUUACAUCACUACUUACUUCUCAGAAGUGAUGGAAAGUGCAGUUGGAAAAAGAUCCAUUCAAAUGUACAUAGACAACAAGACCUUUUCAAGUCCAAUAGUUCCACCUUUUGGAAGUGUGGAAGAAGUGUACAUCACCAACAUGACUGCUUCAGCAGACACUUCCUUUGUUCUGGAGGCUACAGACUCUUCUACCCUUCCUCCUAUACUCAAUGCUCUUGAAGUUUACACAUUAAGUGAUGCAUUAACUGCUGGGACAGAUAGCAGAGAUGUGGAAGGUUUGUUACAACUGAAGUUGGCAUUUGAAGUGCUUGUGGACUGGAGUGGAGACCCUUGUCUACCAUAUCCGUAUAAUUGGGAUUGGAUACAAUGCACCACUGAUGUCACACCUCGUGUUAUAGCAUUGUAUCUUAGUGGUUAUGAGCUGCAGGGCAUACUUCCGGAUUUCAGUUCCAUGAAUGCACUUGAAACCAUUGAUUUGCAUAACAAUACCAUAGAAGGCCCCAUUCUUGAUUUCCUAGGUCAUCUGCCUAAUCUCAAGACAUUGAAUUUGUCUGACAAUCGGUUCAAUGGUUCCAUACCUGCUUCUCUAAAUAACAAGAACAUUAAAAUUGAGUAA
Gastrolobium bilobum is the source of this 1410-nucleotide messenger RNA. RefSeq names its product probable LRR receptor-like serine/threonine-protein kinase At5g59680. The coding region runs from base 1 to 1410 and encodes 469 amino acids. Gene Ontology annotation, molecular function: protein binding. The record is from RefSeq and is a predicted model, not a curated record. The transcript has 6 exons. NCBI's taxonomy places the organism in Eukaryota, Viridiplantae, Streptophyta, Magnoliopsida, Fabales, Fabaceae.